This is a messenger RNA of Manihot esculenta (cassava), 904 nucleotides long. Its product is annotated as peroxiredoxin-2F, mitochondrial. The coding region runs from base 105 to 710 and encodes 201 amino acids. Gene Ontology annotation, biological process: hydrogen peroxide catabolic process; cellular response to oxidative stress; cell redox homeostasis. NCBI's taxonomy places the organism in Eukaryota, Viridiplantae, Streptophyta, Magnoliopsida, Malpighiales, Euphorbiaceae. Gene Ontology annotation, molecular function: thioredoxin peroxidase activity. Gene Ontology annotation, cellular component: cytoplasm; mitochondrion. The transcript is spliced from 5 exons. The record is from RefSeq and is a predicted model, not a curated record.
UUUUGGAGGAUUGCUCCUCCCAAAGUACCGUCGCCUAUCGCGGAAGGUAGAAUCUCAACAUACGGCGAUCGAGUGACAGCAAGCAACUAGCAAGCGAGUGAGCCAUGGCAUCUGCAAUCCUCAGGCGAACUAACUCCUAUGCUGUAAGGUCUAUGGUUGAUGCUCUCCGAAUCGGAGGUUCAUCGAGGUCCUAUGCAAAGCUUACAGUGGGCACCGACAUAGUCUCUGCUGCACCGGAUGUUUCUCUCCAGAAAGCCCGGAGCUGGGAUGAAGGUGUCUCCUCAAAGUUCUCCACUACUGCUCUAAAAGACAUUUUCAAGGGCAAGAAAGUUGUGAUUUUUGGCCUCCCCGGUGCAUACACGGGGGUUUGUUCGCAACAGCAUGUGCCAAGUUACAAAAACAACAUUGAUAAGUUCAAGGCUAAAGGGAUUGAUUCAGUGAUUUGUGUGUCUGUUAAUGAUCCAUACGUCAUGAAUGGUUGGGCUGAGAAACUUCAGGCUAAAGAUGCUAUUGAAUUUUAUGGGGACUUUGAUGGGAGCUUUCACAAAAGCUUGGAGCUAGAUAAAGAUCUUUCUGUUGCUUUGCUUGGACGUCGCUCUCAAAGAUGGUCAGCAUAUGUGGAAGAUGGAAAGAUCAAGGUUCUUAAUGUGGAGGAAGUUCCAUCAGACUUCAAGGUUUCUGGUGGCGAGGUUAUUCUGGGACAGAUAUAAGCUUCUAUGGUCACAUGAGGAAUACCUAAAUAUAAUCCCUGUUGAAUGUGAGACCACAUCUAAUAUGAAUUCCCGAAGUUGCUGAUGUCUAUGUCAUCUAUGUUGCAUUUUAUACAAUUUUACUUAAAGGAAAUAAAUUAGCUUUACCUAUUUGGAAAUAACUUGAAAUAUUUUAGUGCAUAUUUGCUGGAUCA